AUGACAAUCGACUUCGAUUCGUACUACUCCAUCGACUCAAUAAUUGCAGACAACCAGAAAGUUCCCUCUGAAUUCCUCACCAAUGUUCCAGGACAAGGCUGGCUUCAAGGUGGUCUUGAAAACGAUAUUAAAGAAGGCGCUAAAAUAGAUCUACCCUAUUGGCUGUCUUCAACGCUAGCUUUAUCUGAAUAUGACUUCUUGAACUUAUCCAUUCCUCCCGCAUUCUCCACACGCGUGACAAACGCUCUCAUCGCGUCUCCUUCUUUCGUCAAACUCGCAAAUCUUAACCACUUCUGGUACUCCUUUGGUAUACGCAUUAGCGAUCUCCUCGAGGAUAACCUCAAACUGCAACAGUCCCUCCGUCUAGCUUUCACUAAUCGCCUCAUUGACAUCUUCGACCUAGGUCAGUAUGAAGGCAGCGUCGACGAUAAGGGCUUCGAAACUGACUUCAAAGCUGGCAUGGAUGAGCUGGAGAAACAGCUCUUCCACAUCUGUGCCGCAUCUGCUGCUCAGCAUAAGCGCUUAUAA
Messenger RNA from Wallemia ichthyophaga EXF-994, 528 nucleotides. RefSeq names its product DNA replication complex GINS protein PSF3. The transcript is spliced from 5 exons. Gene Ontology annotation, cellular component: GINS complex. The coding region runs from base 1 to 528 and encodes 175 amino acids. Lineage: Eukaryota; Fungi; Basidiomycota; Wallemiomycetes; Wallemiales; Wallemiaceae. Gene Ontology annotation, biological process: mitotic DNA replication initiation. The record is from RefSeq and is a predicted model, not a curated record.